AUGAACCGCAACGACCACAUCUUCAACAACCUAAGCAUUGGUAGCAGCAAUGAUCUAUCGUUGCAGCGCCUCGAGCCGAGUGGGCCACACCGAAGACACAUGCACUGUGCCCAGAACUUUGGUGCAAGAGCAGUUACUCCAGUCAAAGAAGAGAGAGAUCCACACGAAGAGUUAUCGUUGUAUGAACUGCUCUCGGCACUCCAGCCAGCAACAAACGCAAUCAUCCCAUCAAGUAUUCCAUCUAUUCGCGUAACACGUAACAACAACACAGCAUCAGACCUGAAGACUCCGCUUCGAUUCAAUUCCUAA
Molecule: messenger RNA, 309 nt
Organism: Seminavis robusta
Lineage: Eukaryota; Bacillariophyta; Bacillariophyceae; Naviculales; Naviculaceae
Source: the annotation of a GenBank genome assembly